Messenger RNA from Etheostoma cragini (Arkansas darter), 3199 nucleotides. RefSeq names its product TLC domain containing 3Bb (gene tlcd3bb). The transcript is spliced from 7 exons. Gene Ontology annotation, molecular function: sphingosine N-acyltransferase activity. Gene Ontology annotation, cellular component: membrane; endoplasmic reticulum. The record is from RefSeq and is a predicted model, not a curated record. The coding region runs from base 537 to 1445 and encodes 302 amino acids. Gene Ontology annotation, biological process: ceramide biosynthetic process; lipid homeostasis. NCBI's taxonomy places the organism in Eukaryota, Metazoa, Chordata, Actinopteri, Perciformes, Percidae.
GCAAAUUUCUCGUCGUGAUCAUGAGCUGCUGCCUGGACCUGUAGGAACUAGCUGGCGCAGCAGCAGUCCACAGCGUUGAGUCUGCCAGGCUGAGACAGCGACAUCUGUGCUCGGCUGUUGCGAGACAGAUGAGAUGGCAUAGCGACUAGACAAGCUAACGUUAGCUUGGCACCUGGAAGAGAUUGGUUCUUUGUUUUUUCGUCGGUUUGUUGUGAUUAAGUUAGCUAUUUGCUUAAGCUUGCUAGACGCAGGUUAGUCACCAAUGCCCUCACAUAGCUAGAUAUUUAUCUAACUUGCUGCAAGCUAGCGUUAGCUCGCUGCUGGUACCCUUUCAGUCAUUGAAGUAGCCGCAUAAACAUGCGGAUCAUCGAGGCGGAGACCCCUGGGACAUCUUUAACGUUAAACGCUUUCUGCAGGACACGAGUUUCGACUAGCCGCUGACUGGACUCUGCAGAAUCGUUGUAAAGGGGAGAGAAGGACUCAAGGACCAGAUUGCCUACUGAACUUUUUGCCUCUCAAACAGAUCACCAGGGACCAUGCUUACCAUUUUAGCUGCUGGGUCUAUGUUCUUUCCAGGCCUUUUCCUACUGUCCAAACAAUGCCUGAAGUCCAUCCCAGCACUGAGGUGGAGCGAAGGAGAUGCAGUCAUUGUAUCUGCCAGGUUGGUUUCAUCAGUUCAGGCAGUCAUGGCUUCUUCAGCUGGCUACAUCAUUGCUUCAUCCUGCGAGGACAUCCUCGAGGACCAGCAUUGGUUGACUAGCUCUUACAUCAUGUUUGCCGUUCCCUACUUCGUGUACGACAUCUACGCAAUGUUCAUGUGCUACUGGUACAAGCUGCGGGUCAAAGGGCACGAGGAGGCCUCGGCAGCCCCCCAGCGCAUGAGCACAGCACUGACCAGCUACUUGCGUCGGGAGUUCCUCAUGGUGCUUCACCAUGUUGUCAUGGUCACCGUCUGCUUCCCCGUCUCUGUGUUUUGGCGACAAGGAAAGGGAGAUUAUUUCCAGGGUAUAAUGUUUAUGGCCGAGCUCAGCACUCCAUCUGUCUGCUUAGGAAAAAUACUCAUCCAGUACAAACAGCAACACACUCUCGUGCACAAGGUGAAUGGGGCUCUUAUGCUGAUCACUUUUUUCAUCUGUCGGGUCCUCCUCUUCCCUUACCUCUACUACGCCUAUGGAAGGUACGCGUCCAUUCCCUUCCACAUGGUUCCCCUGUCGGUGCCCUGGCACUGUAACCUAGGCGCUGCUCUGCUCAUGGCGCCACAGCUCUAUUGGUUCUCCCUAAUUUGCAGGGGCGCCCUGCGACUAUUCACGGGCUCCAACCGCUCUCGGAGACCACGUGGGACAACAGACGCAGCCAAGGAGAAGCAGAUGGAUGGCACUGCACUGCCCCAGCCUGCCAACGGCUACAGCGCAUGCUCCUCGGAGCCCGAGCUGGCCACACACUGAGAUGAGUGUUGGGGUGGGUGGGGAGGGAAGGGAGGUGAAUGUACCAAUGAGUAUGUAAAGGAAAGAAAGCGGUGAGGGGAAAAGUGAGACUUGAAACAAGUAGCAAUAUGAAGAAAGCUACAGAUGAUGGCCUCAAAUAGUGCUGAAGUGUUAAUGGCCAGCAGUCCAACUCUUGACAGCCAAUACUUUUGGUUGCUGACCUUCAAGCACUUCAGCUUGUCAGUUUGUAGGAAACAAGUUGAGCGUUAGUGCACUCCGUAUUUAAAGAUGUCAUCAGGCACUGUGACAGAUAACAUUGAGUAACAUGCACUGACCUGAGAGGAAUUUGCCUGGAUGUAUAGCAAGCACAGGUGGCUAUUUCCCUCAUGUAGAUCAAAUUCAGUCCUCUCUGCCUCAUGGUAUAGGAAGAGCAGGAAAAUAGGAAUGUAUUAUAUUGUAUGUUAGUACAUUUGCUGUAGAUGAAAGGCCUAAUUCAGUUUAGUAAUGAAGAAAACAUGUCGGCUAAGCAGUAUUUUGACUUGUUAGUGUUUAAUAUCUGUAUCCUCUAUGUAGUCACUGUCACUCUAAGAAAAUGUUACCAACCUGCAGACUGACUCAUCUUUAGAAAGGAGAUAAUCUCAUAAGACUGUAUUCUGCUGCCUUAUCCCUUUUUUCUUUGCCAUUUUCUUUAGUUUUUUUAUUAAUUUUUUUUACCCUCACAGAAGGAAGAGGCUUUCUCAGGCAAAACAAUUUGACUGGUGUAUAUAGCCGAUGUGAAAUUGUCCCUUUUUCCAUGUCAGUAUUGGGUCGAUGUUGGUUUAAAAAAAAAAAAAAGAAGUAAUUUCUGACGUUUUUUUGACAUUUCAGCAUUAAAACACUGUUGUACGGCUUAGUGUAUGCAAACUUCCCUCAAACGUUACGACAGGGUUUCUCGUUUCAGUGUAGAUAUGACUUCAUUCCAUUUACUGGUAUCACAAAGUGUUUGUUUUUUGCAUAUGAGGAAGUGAUGCACAGUAGCAGUUACUUAAAAGAGUGUUUUUUUUAUUUUAGUUUUUUUUAUACUGAUACAAAUCUCAAAAUACCCAUUUAAUUGGCUGGAAUAUUUCAGUAAGGAUCCAUAAGAUUUGAGUAUUUAUAGCUUUGUCAGGGGACUUGCAAUGUUGCAGUUUGAAGGGAAACAAAAGUGAAAACUACUCUUGUAGGGAAGCAUUCUUUUGUGAUAGACAUGCAUUACAUUUGUCCAUGGCAACUAUUUUGAUGUUGCUCCCUUCUGUUUUGUUUUUUUAACCAAUAUGUCUAUGAAUUGUUUUAAACCUUUUACAUUGUAUAAAUUGCUUCAAUCAAUUAGCCGUUUAUUUGAGCCACUGGUUCUAUGAACCUCCUAUGAACAAACUGGCUAGUUUUUAUCAUUUUAUUUGUUUGAAGCGGCUGGACUGUCCUAGAAAUGGGUAAAGAAAAGAAAAAGAUAAAGCUCCAAAACCACAGAGAUAGGGCAACGUGUGCCAAAACAUCUGGACAACUGUGGGCAUGUUGAACACAGAACAUCCAUUCCCCCGUUUCAUGACCUCAAGGUACUGCUUCUUGACUAUACUAAAACAUUUCAACUGAUGUACUGUAUAUUCCACAAAAUGCUUGUUAUUUAUUUGUAUUUAUUUAUUUAUUUGGUUUGUGGUUUUGAAUGCAUAUUUAUGCAUACAUAUACUAUAUGCUUCUGAGCCUUAUGUAAAGGCUGUAUUGUUACUCCAACUUAGCUAAAAUAAACUUCUCUGUCCUGA